AUGCAUCACCAUGAGGUCCUGAAGGUCUGGUUUGGUAUUCCCUACAGGCUACAGGUUUUUUACUGUAUAGCUGGAGAGUUCCUUGCACUUUUCUUUGCUUUUGCCUCUUUCUUCGAGGUUUUAUCGGGCAUAUUGUUUACUGAUUUUAUCAUGGAUUCAAUUCAAAAUAAAGUUUAUUACUGUUGUGUUUCUAAGGGUAACAACAUCCUCUAUGUGUAUAGUGGUGGAGACCAAGAAGUUGAGAAUGUUGCAGCCUUGUGCUUGGAGAGUGCUCCUCCUUUCCACAGGUGGUAUUUUGAGACAGUAGGUAAAAGGACUUAUGGGUUUUAUAUGGAAGAUGGGUAUGUUUACUUCACAAUUGUUGAUAAAGGUCUUGGUAACUUGUUAGUUCUUCGGUUUCUAGAGCAUGUUAGAGAUGAAUUUAAAAAGCUGGCUAGAAAAGGUUCAAGAGGAAUUUUGCCAAACAUGAAUGCAAUUCACAUUCAGGAAAAAUUGGUUCCUGUCAUUCGCAGUCUGAUCACUUCAUUGGAGAGUGUUUCACAUGGUAGUAAUAAUUGGAGAGAUGACGCGUCCAUGUCUUUUCAAGUGGAUCUUUCUCCAUCACCAAGUAAUUUGAAUGGACAAAUCGAAGUUGCUAGUUCAACCAAAGCCCCGUUAUUGGGAAAAUCUAACAAGCCAGACAAGAAGAAAGUAAAGGAUCAUGUGAUUACCAUGAGAGAUGUCGAGUUGGAGGAGCAUCGGAAAUCUACAGAUAGAGGAGCAAGGGCUGAUUCAAGCAAUCUGGAUAGUGUAAGCCAAGGUGGUGCCGGUUCAUCAGUCUCUUUGCAAAAGGAUAUGGGUUCAAUGAGAAUGAGUUCAGCCCCUCAAAAUAUUCGUAAGAAAUGGUGGCGCCAAGUACGAAUUGUUCUAGCUAUUGAUGCAGCUGUGUGUAUAAUAUUAUUUGUCAUUUGGUUAGUAAUAUGCCAUGGUAUAUCCUGUGUUCGAUAG
Molecule: messenger RNA, 987 nt
Organism: Sphenostylis stenocarpa
Lineage: Eukaryota; Viridiplantae; Streptophyta; Magnoliopsida; Fabales; Fabaceae
Source: the annotation of a GenBank genome assembly